This is a messenger RNA of Batrachochytrium dendrobatidis JAM81, 1002 nucleotides long. RefSeq lists its product as uncharacterized. The record is from RefSeq and is a predicted model, not a curated record. Gene Ontology annotation, cellular component: cytosolic large ribosomal subunit. Lineage: Eukaryota; Fungi; Chytridiomycota; Chytridiomycetes; Rhizophydiales. The coding region runs from base 1 to 804 and encodes 267 amino acids. Gene Ontology annotation, biological process: maturation of LSU-rRNA. The transcript is spliced from 2 exons. Gene Ontology annotation, molecular function: RNA binding.
AUGGAUUUACAGUGGAAAAGCAUAAUCAUGCUUUAUGUACGCCACUUUCAUAGAUCCACGCCAUGCAAGACCAACCACUCGAGUAGUCAGCAACAACUCAAUCGUAUGGUCAAUGUUUCAGCUGGUCGUGUACAGCGACGUUGUGUUGGUCUCAGCAAAGUUCAGCCCUCUGCGGUCCGUACCUCGGUCCAGUCCAUCAUGGACCAUGCCAUCAAUGUUAAGCCUCGUCAGUUUGUCGAGACCGUCGAACUUCAGAUUGGUCUCAAGAACUACGAUCCCCAGCGUGACAAGCGUUUCUCUGGAACUGUCGUUCUUCCCAAUAUCCCCAAGCCCAAGAUGAAGCUCUGCAUUCUUGCCGAUGCUGCCCACAUUGAUCAGGCCAAGGCUAUUGCUCUUGACUUCAUGUCUGUUGACGAUCUCAAGAAACUCAACAAGAACAAGAAAAUGAUCAAGAAACUUGCUAAAAAGUACGAUGCUUUCCUUGCCUCUGAGGCUUUGAUCAAGCAGAUUCCCCGUUUGCUUGGUCCCGGUCUAUCCAAGGCUGGUAAAUUCCCCACUCCCGUCUCUCACACUGACAAUCUCGAGGAUAAGAUCAAGGAGAUCAAAUCCACCAUCAAGUUCCAGUUGAAGAAGGUGCUUUGCCUUGGUGUUGCUGUCGGUCAUGUUCAGAUGACUGAGGACAUGUUGGUUACCAACAUCAUGAUGUCUAUCAAUUUCCUCGUUUCCCUGCUCAAAAAGAACUGGCAGAAUGUCAAGUCGUUGUUUAUCAAGACUUCCAUGGGAAAACCUGUCCGUAUCUACUAGACAGUUUUUUUUAGCUCUAACAGAUUCUGUGUAUGGGCUAUUUUUAAGUAAUGUGCAUGUCUAGGCUUUUGAAGGAUCAUUUAUCUAUUCUUUUGUCUUGACAGCCACUACUUGUGCUAGCUUUGCGCAUCACCAACACAUGUCUUUAAGAUGUGUGCCUUGGGAGCUGGACUAAAUGAAGUAUUGUUGAACUUUUCG